CCCAAUUGUAAGAAAAACAUAACUACGUGGGUCUGGUCCUGUAAUAAAAACAAGGAAAAUAACUAAAUAAGUAGUAGCAGUUAAAAUAUUUGACUUUCCGCGUUCUCUCCAUCACUCACACUCACACAGAGAUUACCUGGGGGAAUGGAGGAGUCACGAGAAUCGCCGCCGGCGGAACACGGCUUCUACAUGCCGGCGGAGUGGGAGCCUCAUGCUCAAACUUGGAUCGGCUGGCCUGAACGGCAAGAUAACUGGAGGCACAACGCUCUACCAGCACAACGAGUGUUUGUAGAUGUUGCAAAGGCUAUCUCAAUGUUCGAACCUGUGACAGUCUGUGCAAGCCCCUCUCAGUGGGAAAAUGCAAGGAAACAGCUUCCAGAAGAGAUCAGAGUUGUUGAGAUGAGCAUGAAUGAUUCUUGGUUCCGCGACUCUGGACCAACUUUUGUUGUGCGGAAAAGACCUUUGAAGCUCACUUCUAUUAACCGAAACAUCGCUGGAAUCGACUGGAACUUCAAUGCCUGGGGAGGAGCUGAGGAUGGAUGUUACAAUGAUUGGACUCAUGACCUUCUUGUUUCCAAAAAGGUUCUCGCUGUUGAGCGCAUUCCAAGGUUUCAACACUCGAUGAUUCUUGAAGGAGGCAGCAUCCAUGUCGACGGAGAAGGAACCUGCCUUGCAACGGAAGAGUGUCUCUUGAACAAAAACCGUAACCCUCACAUGAGCAAAGAGCAGAUAGAGGAAGAACUCAAGUGUUAUCUCGGAGUACAAACAUUCAUCUGGCUUCCUCGUGGUCUUUACGGUGAUGAUGACACAAACGGCCACAUUGAUAACAUGUGCUGCUUUGCUAAACCGGGAGUCGUGUUACUCUCUUGGACAGACGAUGAAACUGAUCCUCAGUACGAAAGAUCAGUAGAAGCUCUUUCGGUUUUCUCAAAUUCAAUUGAUGCUCGCGGCAGGAAGAUUGAAGUCAUCAAGCUCCACGUCCCUGGACCGCUUUAUAUGACCGAAGAAGAAGCUUCUGGGAUCGUUCAGGAAGGCGAAGCUAAACCGAGGAUAGCAGGGACGAGACUCGCAGCUUCAUAUGUGAACUUCUACAUAGCUAACGGAGGAGUCAUCGUGCCGCGGUUCGGUGACGCAAAACGCGAUGAAGAGGCGAUUCGUGUCCUCUCGGAGACGUAUCCUCAUCACUCGGUUGUGGGGAUAGAGAACGCGAGAGAGAUUGUUCUAGCUGGAGGAAACAUACAUUGCAUUACGCAGCAGCAACCUGCGGAACCUAUCUCCAUCGCCGACGACGGCCACUGAUGGUGUUCUCCACGCACCGCUGCUGGAUUCUAUGAUAGUGUCGCGCCAGGGUUGUAUGAAUCCUGGCCGUUAGUUUAUUGUUGUUAUAGAAGAUUUGAUUCAUGGGAGCAAACGAGAACCGUACGAUCGUUACAUUUGUAGCUCGUUGACUAACGAAAUUAGUGUUUAUUGGUUCUAAA
Molecule: messenger RNA, 1478 nt
Organism: Brassica napus (rape)
Lineage: Eukaryota; Viridiplantae; Streptophyta; Magnoliopsida; Brassicales; Brassicaceae
Product: agmatine deiminase-like
Exons: 9
Coding region: 145-1299 (384 amino acids)
Biological process (GO): putrescine biosynthetic process
Molecular function (GO): agmatine deiminase activity; protein-arginine deiminase activity
Source: RefSeq, a predicted model, not a curated record